Closterium sp. NIES-67 is the source of this 1790-nucleotide messenger RNA. NCBI's taxonomy places the organism in Eukaryota, Viridiplantae, Streptophyta, Zygnematophyceae, Desmidiales, Closteriaceae. The record is from the annotation of a GenBank genome assembly.
CGUCGGUUCCUUUGUUGCUCUUUUGUUCUCAGCUGCAGCCCCCGUCUUCCUUCCCUUCCACUCCAAAUAGGUGUCAAGCUCGUAGAAGGUGACAUCUCUGGUUGCCGUCACCUUGCCUGUCUCCACAUCCCUUAUAAUCCAACCUUUGCUCUCUGGGCAGAUUCCCAAGUAGAUUCCCCACUUGGUUCGAGGUAGGAGCUUGUGGUCGGGUCCCGCCGGCUCCCGGUACUGCACUAUGCAACCCCAUAUACGUAAGAACUCCAGGUUUGGCUUGCGCUUGUAGAACGCCUCGUGGGGUGUGAUGUCGGCUACAAGUCCCUUAGUCGGUAGUCGAUUUUUCAGCCAACAUGCCAUGCCGAGUGCGUCACCCCAAUAGUGUAGAGGCAGUCCGCUAUCUGCCAGCAUGCUUCUUACACUUUCCAGUAGAGAUCGGUUCACCCGCUCUGCUAUGCUGUUGUGUUGAGGAGUGUGCGGCACCGUUAGUUGCCGCCGAAUGCCCUUUGACUUCAAGUAGCUCUUGAACUCUUGAUUGAUGAACUCGCCACCAUUGUCGGUCCUUAGUACUUUUAGUUUCCUUCCGCUUUGCCUUUCCGCUUCAGCCUUCCAGUCGAGGAAGCUCGCGAACACUUCAGAUUUGUUCUUGAUCUCCGUCACCCAUGUAUGUCGUGUGCCAAGCAAGGCAUGUAGAUCUUGCACCAUCUUUCUGCUUUUCAAGUAGCUUCAUCUCGUACAGCCCUUGCUUGCGUGCGCCUUCCGCUAGCACCUUCCAGUCAGGGCCGAACACCCAUAGGCGCCCCUUGUCACUGUAGGUCUUGCAUCCGCUGUUGUCCAGCUGUGAUUGACUGAGUAGAUUCAGAGUCAAUCGGUCCACCAGCAACACGUUGUCCAACUUUAACUCUCCAUAUGCCCCUUGUAACACCAUAUCUCCUUCCCCUUUCACUGGAAGCUGCCCUUCAUCUCCCAGCAGCACAUAUGGGACCGUAGAAGCUCUGAAAUCUUGCAGCCAACCUUCUUGAUUGGUCAUGUGUUGGGUACAUCCACUGUCCAUGUACCACUCCUGUCCCUUCAGCCCUGUUGCUAGCAGGCACGCUCCAGAAGCACGUGCAACAUUGGCCUUGUGUGCACCUCCAAGAAUCACGUCUUCAUCGCCGUUGUUCGCCUCUGCAACGUUGGCUUUCGCAGGUGAAUGAGAUGUGCAGGUUUGUCACUGCUGGAAUUUUCAGCCAUGACAUCCUUGCGUUCAUCAUCCGCUCGGAUCAGCUCCAACUGCUGCAAGUCAUCCAAGAGGUGGAGGACCAUCUUCCUCCGUCGCUGCCGAAGGGUGGUCGAGAUGCCACAGCCCCACCUCCCUUGCGCGCCUCAUGAACUUCAGCCUCCAAGUGCCGUAGUUCGCUCCAUUGAAGCGUUGCGCUUCACUCAGGCCGAUCGUCGGUUUGGCCACCACAUGCCCUCGAGCAAGAGCAUCCAGGAACCUCUGCAUUGGAGAGCUGCCAGGGUUCACGGAUGACCCUGAACUAGCCUCAGCAUCUCCAUUCCCCAUGGCUCCAACUCUCCCUUUGCCUCUGCAAGGCACUUAGACUUCCACAGCUCCAACGCCCUUAUAGUGAGGCGUAAUGUGACUAUAACGAGGCUCUGAUACCAGCUAUAGGAUUGCAAGCGCCUCCGGCUGACGGUUGAGAGACUUAGUUGACGUAGAAAGUUUUAGCAGUUUCUAGGGGAGAAUUUGCACUGAAAAUGAGUUGUGUUUGAACAAGAAACAAACAAGCAUUUAUAAGCAGGCAGAAAGCUUG